CCACAUGCUUCAGAGGCCAGCAAGAGUUCACUCUAGACAAGAGAGGCAUACUACCUAAGACAAAAGGACCAUGUGUAUUUUUUUUUUUUUACCUUUGAAGCUCUCCAAACUGGCAAAGAAUCCUUUCUGCUAGUUCAGAAAACCAGCGGGGAGUUUUCUGGCUAGGGAAAUAACCAAACGACUAGAUGGCCACUGAACUAUGAGGUCAGUAAAGAAAUGGUCUUAGUUGAGUUGUAAAUUGUAAUUCAUCCUCGAUUCAUAAGUGAUUGGAUCUAGUUGGUUGGUGUUUAUGGUUCCAAUCGUGCUUUUUCACUAGCGUGAUACUAUUUGGUUUGCCGACUCAAUCGCACUCUACACGUGAGUUAGAUAAGAUGAGGAGUAUUAGUUGUUUUACUUAAACCAAUGUAAUCUAUUUACCAAUGUUGUCAGAACCAAACCGGAGCAUGACCCGAUAAUGGGAAUGGCUCGCACUUUAGUGUUUCAACUGGCAUUAGACUGUUUAAAAACGGAUAGAGAACCGGUACCUAAUAAACGUUAUCAGUAUAAAUAGUGGACAUUUCUUAAUCAGAGCUCGUCUCUUUCCUUCGAAAUUGUGAAAUGAAAUAAGGAUUCAGUUUGAGAGCCCGACGUUUUUGGUUUAUUUUCAAUUUUUAACUUUCUGUAAUUUUUUUAAUUAAAUUUAACGACUGAAUGACAAAAACCGGACGAGCCGCUCUAUCUGUUAACCGCCUCGGCCGCUCGUCAACCGCUACAUAAAACCAAAGCGGCUUUUAUACUGUUCCGGACCGAUUUUGUGACCAGGUGCCGAUUUUACUGGUCGGACCGAGCGGCUCGGCUGGGCUUUAAUAACACUGCUAUUUACCAUUCGUUUCACACCUCAUAAUCUAGCGAUAAUUCUAGGCAUUCAACCCCCAUGCCUUAAAAUGGAUGAUGGACUAAGACCAAAAGAUUCUUAUUGAAAUAUAAUUUUUUUUAUCAGGAAAACCAAAAUUACAUAGAGAAUUCAAUCAAAAUAUGAGAAUUUGCAUGCCCUAAAACUCUUUAGCUCUAGUUUUCAAUUCAAAAAGUUUUCAUUUGGAAUAUCUAACCAUGACUAUGUUUGAAAUUAUUGAGCUAAUUUUUGUGGUAUUGUCACUCACAAUAUUCAAUAAUUUAAUAAAACAAUUCCAGCAAUCAUUCAUGUCUAACACUUAUCCAGCCAAGUAGUAAAGACAAAAGGUGAUCAAUCCUAACAUGUAGUAUCAUUACUUAAUGGGCCAAGCCAUUGCCAUCCAAUAUCAAAGGGGAAGUCAUAAUAAUCCAAUUUGUACUUCUCCAAAAGACAAUAAACAAAAAAGAUUCCAUCCAAAAAGCCCAACACACAGACUGUCAACUGUCUCUCCCUUUCCCUUUGAUCUCUUAUUAUUUGAUUUCUCCACCAGAAAGGAUGCCGAACAUUCGGCGUGUAAAGCAAUGGAAGCCACUCUGAAAAUUCCGACGAAUUCUUUGAUCUCCCUUCCCUUUCUCCCUCUCUCCUCACUCAAUCCUGGCAUCUGAGGUUCAUGGGUAUUGCCAAUCUUUGCCUUCUUGUAGAUUUUUGGAGCUUUAUUCCAGCGAAUUGCGUUGUUGGUCUUUUGGGUUUGGCUGAUUUCAAAUGAAUGAGAGAUAAAGUUCGUUCCUUUAUUUUGUUUUCUUAUAGCAGAUUGGUAAGUUUUUGUAGGUUUCUUGUUGUAUUUGUGCAUGUUGUUCCCCUAUAAUAAUUGGUAUUGAUUCCUCAAGACAAUUCUCCUUUUUUACUUCCUUUCAAUUUCCCCCAAGUCCUUGUUUGGAGUUAAUUGAGAUUUCAGAUACUGUUAAUGUCAUUGGCUUGUUCUUCCCAUAUAUCUUAUCUCCCUUAGCUUCUGGCCUGACUUUUGGCCGAGAGAAAGGUUUGAUUUCUGUGUAAAAGAACUCUCCUUUUGUUUGCACUCUUUUAUUGUUUCAUGUUUCUGAAUAAAUUAUGGUUUGUACUAGUUAAAUGGAGCAUGUGUGGGGGCAAUGAAUGUCCUUUUUGUUGGGAAACAGUGAAAAUAUCAAUUUCUGCUAGAUUUCUUGUUCAUUUGAUUGGGGUUUGAUACUCUGCUAGUUCGGAUGGAUAUGCGGAAGGGAACAGGUUAAUGAUGCAUAUUUGCAGACUCAGGAUUAAGUCUGAACUUACUGUAGUUUUAUAAUUUUGAAUGCAGGAAAGGUUAUGCUUUGAUUUGAUUGAGGUGGGUUAGCUGAAAAAUGGAAGAAGGCGAUAUGUUUGCGAGCUUAGGGGAUGGUAGUAUUCAAGUAGAUGGGAAGGUGUUGCAGACGUUUCAGAGAAGUUUCCGGCAAGUUCAGGACAUCCUUGAUCAGAACAGGUUGCUAAUCAACGAGAUAAACCAGAACCACGAAUCAAAGAUCCCAGAUAACCUGAGCCGAAAUGUGGGGUUAAUUAGAGAGCUGAAUAACAACAUAAGAAGAGUUGUAGAUCUAUACUCCGAUCUUUCUACUGACUUUGCUCGGUCAAUGGAAACAGCAACUUCCUCAGAUGGCGAAUCAACCGCAGUUUUGAAGACUAGUGGGAACAAUAAGCCCAGCCACAAGAGGAAUAGAUUUGGCAAUUGAUCAAAACUCAAGGUUUUCUUAAUUUGUUUUUUUGUAUGCAGUAGAAUAAGGGAAUGAAAGAACUGGAUGGGUCCAUAGACUUACUUUUAGUGUGAAUGAUCCAUAUUUAGGGUGUUGAGUACAAGUAUUGCAGCUUCCAGUUUGGUUUCUCUCUCUGAUUGCUUCAUUUCAAUGUGUUUGUACUGUCCUGUUGAAUCAAAUAAACAUUCUAGUAUGGUUUCUCUCCUCAAUUAUCUGAUCUCUGUGGCUUGUUUUGUAUAAUAUCUUUAUUAGUAAAUUGAUGAUCAUCUG
Linum trigynum is the source of this 2901-nucleotide messenger RNA. The record is from the annotation of a GenBank genome assembly. NCBI's taxonomy places the organism in Eukaryota, Viridiplantae, Streptophyta, Magnoliopsida, Malpighiales, Linaceae.